AUGUCGCCCUCCUCGCCCCCCUCUCAACCUUCACCCUCGUCCUCCUACGCGGACAAAAAGGACGACCUCUUCCCCAUGCACGGCGGCUGCGCGUGCGGCCACGUCCGCUACGAGCUGCGCCUCCCGCCCAUCCUCGUGCACUGCUGCCACUGCACCGACUGCCAGCGCCAGCUCGGCAGCGCCUUUGCCAUCAACGCCAUUGUCGAGACCGACGCCCUCGUCCUCGUUUCCGACCCCGUCUCCGCCCCGCGCGGCCGCGGCGGUGGCGACGGCAACAACAAGACGGCGGAGGACCCCGAGCCCCCGCAGGCCCAGCCCGCCGGCCUGCUCCCUGACUUUGCGCGCCUCACCCUCGCGACGCCCUGCCACGGCACCGAGACCGGGACAACUGCCAGCACUCACACCCACGAGCAGGGCGACAAGCCCGCCGAGAAGCUCCAGGAGGAAGAUGGCGAUACUUGUGGUGCCAGCCCGCCCAUCGGCCGCCCCUCCCUCGUCACCGUGCCCACCGCGUCGCACAUCGGCCAGACCAUCGCCUGCUGCCCGCGCUGCCACACGGGCCUCUGGAACCACUACGCCGACGCCGGGCCCUGCCUCGCCUACCUCCGCGUCGGCACCCUCGACCGCGCUGCCGACGUCGACCCGGACGUGCACAUCUUCACCCGUAGCCGCCGCGCCUUCGUCGCCCUCGCCGACGGGAAGCCCCAGUUCGAGGACUACUACGAGGACCGCGCCGCCUUCUACCGCCCCGACGUGCUGGAGAGGGUCGCCGCCCUCGAGGAGAGGAAGGCCGCCUACAGGGCCAGCCUCAAGGCCGCCCUCGGUCAAUGA
Molecule: messenger RNA, 831 nt
Organism: Purpureocillium lilacinum
Lineage: Eukaryota; Fungi; Ascomycota; Sordariomycetes; Hypocreales; Ophiocordycipitaceae
Molecular function (GO): carbon-sulfur lyase activity
Source: RefSeq, a predicted model, not a curated record